UCCACACACAAAUCAAUAAUCAUAUCCAAAUUUCUGCAAUUCUCUCUCUCUCUCUCUCCAGCCUAGGCGGUUCUAGUUCUUGAGAGAGGAUUCGCGCAAGCGCAGGCAGGCGCAGCUGGUCAUUGUCGAAGCGUCUCGAGCCAUGAGACGGUCCAGAUGAAUUUUGAAUUUCAGAGGUAUAUUCCUUGGUUUGGAUCCCAUCCAAACAAGGAUAUAUCAUCGCCUAUCACAUGUACCAGUACCCUGAUAGAUGCACCUAAUAAGAAGGGUAACGAGUCCAGAUUCUGGGAAUGGUCUCUUUUUACAUUUAUUCCUUGGGCUAUGAGAGCCACAGAUAAAAUUCAGCUGCCAGCAACUGUCAAUAAGGGGCUAAAAAAGCGUGGACAGCCUCGUGCAGACAUUGAAUCUUUCACGGAGUAUUCUAGCAUAAGGUUCAGGCCCUAUGUUUCAAGGGUUCCAUGGCAUACAGGUCCAAGAGGUUUUCUUUCUCAAUUAUUUCCACGAUACGGGAAUUACUGUGGGCCCAACUGGUCGAGUGGGAAAGAUAGCGGAUCGCCUAUCUGGGACAAAAGGCCAAUUGAUUGGUUGGACUUCUGCUGCUACUGCCAUGACAUAGGAUACGAUAGUCAUGAUCAGGCCGAGCUUCUCAAGGCAGACCUGGCAUUCUUAGAGUGCUUGGAGAGGCCGAAUAUGAGCACGAAAGGAGAUCCUCAUGUGGCCUAUCUGUACAAGUUUAUGUGCAUUUCAGGGCUUAGGAGUGUAUUAAUACCUUACAGACAGCAGCUUGUGAAGUUGCAGACUGGGAAGCAAUUCCUUCCUCCAAUGUGGCUCAGCAAAAAUAUGAAAUGGAAAGGUUGGAAAUUAGAUUAAUGGGUUGAUUAGUGUAUCUCUGUACAUACUUGAUAGAAACUCUUUUUUUAGAUUCCAAUUCGUGUAAAUAAAGGACUACUCCAUUAUUCACUA
This is a messenger RNA of Salvia hispanica, 963 nucleotides long. RefSeq names its product Phospholipase A2 family protein. Gene Ontology annotation, biological process: phospholipid metabolic process; arachidonate secretion. Gene Ontology annotation, molecular function: A2-type glycerophospholipase activity. Lineage: Eukaryota; Viridiplantae; Streptophyta; Magnoliopsida; Lamiales; Lamiaceae. The record is from RefSeq and is a predicted model, not a curated record.